AACAAACUACAGUUACUACAGAUCCAACUACAGUUACUACAAAACAAACUACGGUGACUACAAGACCAACUUCUGUUACAACAAAGCCAAUUACAGUUACGACAGGGCAAACUGCAUUUACUUCAGUGCCAACUACGGUAACUACCAAACCAACUACAGUUGCUAGAGAACAAACUACAAUUAUUACAGAGCCAUCUACAGUUAUUACAGAACAAACUACAGUUUCUACAGAGUCAAUUGCAGUUACUACAAAACAAACUACGGUAGCUAGAGAGCCAACUACGGUUACUACACAACAAACUGAGUUGACUACAAAGCCAACUACAGUUACUAUAGAGCCA
Owenia fusiformis is the source of this 341-nucleotide messenger RNA. Lineage: Eukaryota; Metazoa; Annelida; Polychaeta; Sabellida; Oweniidae. The record is from the annotation of a GenBank genome assembly.